Molecule: messenger RNA, 760 nt
Organism: Arabidopsis thaliana (thale cress)
Lineage: Eukaryota; Viridiplantae; Streptophyta; Magnoliopsida; Brassicales; Brassicaceae
Product: LOW protein: protein BOBBER-like protein
Exons: 1
Coding region: 94-501 (135 amino acids)
Source: RefSeq, marked reviewed
AGAGAACCCACCUAAGGCACAGAGCAACACAGAUCCUGUUUUUGUCUCUCUAAUUUUUCUCUCAGAACUUGCUUUCGGUUUUAAUAACACGAGAUGAGAGCCACUGCAUCACUAGUUACAUUUAAUCAGAAGAUUAUGCGGCGUUGUAAGAACCUCCUGAUCAGAAUCACCAGGAGCUGUCCCAGACACCAUUACCGGCAUUUGAAACUUCGGAAAGCUUCUUCUUCAUCAUCAUCAUCAUCAUCUGGGAAGCAAGGGACCAAAGUGUUGGCUUCAUUCUUCCUCUUCUUCCAAAAGAAGAAACAGAACAAGGAGAAGAUGAAGCGGCUUAACGAACUCAGGAGUUUCUCGGGUGCCGUCGGUGAAAGGAAGGCGUCAAAUCCUGAAUCAAGAAAGAAGGUAUUCCCAUCGUCUUGGCUUUGCCCAGGUAAGGCUCAUUCACAAGAAGUCUCACAAGGUCAUGAUCCACCUAGAGACAGCACAAGCGCAUUCCUUCCAUGACUCAUAUGUCAAAACAACGCGAGAUCACAUGUAUAGCUUUCAAUUUGAUUAUGUGGUUGUUGUAGGAUAUCUCAUUGUCGUGAUUUCUAACACUAAGACCCUACUCUGACUCUCUCAGGAUGUAUGAUGAAUGCAGAGUAAAAUUCUUUGUAGUGCAGAAACUUAAUAAUAAGAUUGAUGUGUAUGAUUCAAUAAAUCUAUCGAAAAAACUUUGAAUUAGAAUCAGAAAUGAUUAUAGUUCAAGAACCCAAAUAAUUUC